UCAACCUUCCUCCUCCUCCCCCCUCUUUCUCUCUCUCUCUCUCUCUCUCUCUGCCCCCCUCUCUCUCCUGCUGAAAUCUAGGGCACAAAAUCUUGCGUUGCAACCAUGAAUGUCUUCAGAUUGGCCGGCGACAUGACUCACUUGGCCAGUAUUCUGGUCCUCCUCCUCAAAAUUUACGCCACCAAAUCGUGCUCAGGAAUUUCGCUUAAGACUCAGGAGCUCUAUGCCCUGGUGUUUCUGGCUCGGUAUUUGGACCUGUUUACGAACUUUAUUUCUGUGUAUAACACUGUGAUGAAGCUGGUGUUUAUCGGAAGCUCGCUGGCCAUUGUUUGGUGUAUGCGUAUGCACAAAAUGGUGAAGCGUUCUUACAAUAAAGAGCUCGAUACGUUCCGGCAUUAUUUUCUUAUUGCUGGCUGCUUUAUGCUCGCCCUGCUUGUCAACGAGAAGUUCGCGUUUCAAGAGGUGCUCUGGGCAUUUUCUAUAUACUUGGAGGCGGUUUCUAUUAUUCCGCAGUUAAUUUUGCUACAACGAAGUGGAAAUGUGGACAAUUUGACAGGGCAAUAUGUGUUCCUUCUUGGGGCCUACCGUGCAUUAUACAUUCUCAACUGGAUCUACCGCUACUUCACAGAACCACACUUCAGUCGAUGGAUAGCGUGUGUCGCCGGUCUGGUUCAGACAGCUUUAUAUGCAGAUUUUUUCUACUACUAUUUUCUCAGCUGGAAAAACAAUGCAAAGCUUCAGCUGCCAGCGUAAGCCAAGGAAGCAUGUUUUGUUCUUACAUCUGACUUUUAUACGCUAUAGCUGAUAAAUCUGCAUGCGGGAUAACUCUGCUGGAAGAAGCGCAUAGGGAUUACGAAGUUUCCAAUUAGGAUGGCAACCCCAUUGCCACAAACGGGGGAGUAGUAAGUCAAUUUAGGGUGUAGUUACCCAUCUUAUAGGCACUUGCAGGUCACCUUGUAAAGAUGUUGAAUGCUGGAAAGAUUAAUGGAAUAACAGGCAUGUUAUAACUC
This is a messenger RNA of Pyrus x bretschneideri (Chinese white pear), 1010 nucleotides long. RefSeq names its product ER lumen protein-retaining receptor A. Lineage: Eukaryota; Viridiplantae; Streptophyta; Magnoliopsida; Rosales; Rosaceae. The transcript is spliced from 6 exons. Gene Ontology annotation, cellular component: cis-Golgi network; endoplasmic reticulum; membrane. Gene Ontology annotation, molecular function: ER lumen protein retrieval receptor activity. Gene Ontology annotation, biological process: endoplasmic reticulum to Golgi vesicle-mediated transport; protein retention in ER lumen. The coding region runs from base 106 to 753 and encodes 215 amino acids. The record is from RefSeq and is a predicted model, not a curated record.